Molecule: messenger RNA, 5331 nt
Organism: Oncorhynchus nerka (sockeye salmon)
Lineage: Eukaryota; Metazoa; Chordata; Actinopteri; Salmoniformes; Salmonidae
Product: calcipressin-3
Exons: 4
Coding region: 713-1309 (198 amino acids)
Biological process (GO): calcium-mediated signaling
Cellular component (GO): nucleus; cytoplasm
Molecular function (GO): calcium-dependent protein serine/threonine phosphatase regulator activity; nucleic acid binding
Source: RefSeq, a predicted model, not a curated record
UACAGUAAAUUAGCAGGUUAUACUGGAUUUGUCUGGAUUGUUUUUACUUAUUGAAGUAACUCUGAUAUUUCAAUAACAGAAUAGUCCUACAUGGAAAAGUAUUUAAAUGGAACAGACUCAAACUUACUAGCAUAGAGUAAAACAUUAGAUGGUGCAUUCCGUUUCUGAAGAAAGAAAGAAAGCUGCAUUUAUGAAACCAAUAGUGAAACAAUAGUGAAAUUAUAUUCCAGGAUAUUUUUUUGUGGACUUCAUUAUAGGCAGUUCUGAUUAUUGUUACUGGGUUAGAAGUAGGCCUAGAAUACAUAAUUUCAGAGCUAUUGUCGCAGUUAUGUUCAUGGGCUAAAUGAGAAGAAAAAAUAAAUAACAGAACCGAAGUGUAGCUCUACAAGCUGCAGUGCUCCGACUAACAGCAUCGCAAAUUAACAAACGAGGCUGAUAAUGACGUCAAUGUUGUGCCCGAACGCGCGCUGGUUGGUGCACUCGCGAAUGUUUCUGACCGCCGCUCUGUGUUGGAGCGGGGAGAGCGAGUUUUCUACUGCAGCAUCACUCACUUCAAAUAGCGCACCCAAACUGUGAGGAUACCACCUCAUCCGAAGCGAACCCAUUGGAGUUACAAUCACCUGCGAGGCUGCGACUGCGCUUUCUCUGAAGCAGACAACGACCGAACGAAAUAAUUUAUUUUAUUUAUCUUUUCUCUCAGCUACGAAAGGGAAUGCCAUCAAUAAAUAUGAAACUGGAGAUGGUGACCAUCAUCGCCUGCGAGGUAGACACAGAGGUGUUUACGUCCGACAAGCUGCAGGAGAGGUUCGAGGCCCUGUUCAGGAUCUAUGACGAGCAGACGUCCUUCCAGAUGUUCAAGAGCUUCAGGCGAGUCCGCAUCAGUUUCAGCACUCCGGAGGCGGCCGCCCGCGCUCGCAUCGAGCUCCAUGAGACUGAGUUCAACGGCAAGCAGCUCAAGCUCUACUUUGCCCAGAUUCAGAAUUCUGGGGAGGAUAUAGACAAGUCGUACCUGGCUCCUCCUGCGCCCGUCAAACAGUUCCUCAUCUCUCCCCCUGCCUCGCCACCCGUGGGCUGGAGCCAGAGCGAAGACGCAACGCCUGUUAUCAACUAUGACCUGCUGUGCGCGGUGGCCAAGCUGGGCCCAGGGGAGAAGUAUGAACUGCAUGCGGGCACUGAGUCAACCCCCAGCGUUGUGGUGCAUGUGUGCGACAGCGAUGCAGAGGAUGACAACGACGAAGCGCGGCCCAAGCAGAAACAGCAGAUCGUCCAAACCCGGCGCCCCGACGGCCCGUCGCAAGUCCUGAACUAGGACGCCCGUUACGGACCCCACUCCUACGACCCCAACACACACACGCACCAAGCCCUGUCUUCUCUGUCUCAGGAGUCGCACAGCAAGACAACGCCCCUCAUUUCAGUUCAACCCAAAACACACAAACAGCAGACAGUUGGUGGUGUUUGUGGAGGGAGCAUGGCUAUUGGAUGGGAUGAGGCGGCCUGGCCUGUAUGGAUGAUGGAGGAUGGAUGAGAUUUACACACACUCAUCACACUCAAAGGAAAGGGAGGGAGGGGUGAGGGUGCCUAACUCUUGACCCCUGACCUAGGAUCAGCCAGGGGCAGUAAUGUAACAACUUGUCCUCCUAAAGCAGGCCCCCUGUCAUAGAUUAUACACUCAGCUCUCAUCUGUUGUAGUUAUUCUGUAGUAGUACUUAUUUCCUUCCUGCUUACUGUGACUGGUUAGUUGUGUCACGCAGUGGUCUUUCGGGGACAUGCUAUACCUCUAAUGAGGUUUUGAGUUUUUCACACUUUUUUUUUAUAUACAUUUGUUCUUCUGAUUGUUUGUCUGUUCUUCUUCUGCUAAUUAUGAUAUCAGCUGAUUGGUUGUUUCUGCUAACACAGAAUGAGGAUUGGUUGUCUGGUAUUCCUCUUCUUGUCUUCAUGUAUAUAUAAGAACAUACUCCUACAGAGACUCAAACACUAAACUGUUAUUUUAAGCAAAGGAACCUAUGAAGGUCACACUAAUUAGCAACAAGUGGCCAUGUGGUAACAUCAAAGUUGUGGUGGUGUUUGCAUUUUAUUUCAUUUUUGGGGAGGGGUCUGCUUAUGUCCUUUUAAUCAGAGAGGUGUCUAUUGAAGUGUUGCUGAAGUAGGUGUGCAUUCUUCUUAACAUGUAUUUGAUACCACAAAUAAUUGUUUUUUUGCAUGCUUACUAACAUAGUCGGGAGCUGAGGCAUUUUAUACUGGUCAAGAUGACAGGGAAAUGGAAUGAAGCUUUUGACGACACGCAUAUCUCUAGUUUUAUAGUGUCAGGUGAGAGGGGAGAGGCUGGCUGGCUGGGUGAGUAAAAAGACAGAGUGAAUGAGACCUUUACAGUGUGAGUAAAAGCCUAAGAGUUGGGCUUUAGGAUACAAGUAAAGGCUAAGAGUUGGGCUUUAGGAUACAAGUAAAGCCUAAGAGUUGGGCUUUAGGAUACAAGUAAAGCCUACGAGUUGGGCUUUAGUGUAGAAGUAAAAGCUACAAGUUGGGCUUUAGGAUAGAAGUAAAGCCUAAGAGCUGGGCUUUAGAGUAGAAGUAAAGCCUAAGAGUUGGGCUUUAGGAUACAAGUAAAGCCUACGAGUUGGGCUUUAGUGUAGAAGUAAAAGCUACAAGUUGGGCUUUAGGAUAGAAGUAAAGCCUAAGAGUUGGGCUUUAGAGUAGAAGUAAAGCCUAAGAGUUGGGCUUUAGAGUAGAAGUAAAAGCUAAGAGUUGAGCUUUAGAGUUGAAGUAAAGGCUAAGAGAUGGGCUUUAGAGUUGAAGUAAAAGCUAAGAGUUGAGCUUUAGAGUUGAAGUAAAGGCUAAGAGUUGGGCUUUAGAGUAGAAGUAAAAACUAAGAGUUGAGCUUUAGAGUUGAAGUAAAGGCUAAGAGUUGGGCUUUAGAGUAGAAGUAAAAGCUACGAGUUGGGCUCUAGAGUAGAAGCAAAAACUAAGAGUUGAGCUUUAGAGUAGAAGUAAAGGCUAAGACUAAUCUCCGACAGGAGUGUUGACAUUUUCAGAGGGCCUUUAUUUUUAUUCCAUCUUUCCGGUAAUGUUUUGGGGUCUUUUUAUGAUAUCAACACAGCUUUCUUCUUCUCAGACCUAUAUGGCUUGUUUUACACUGAAAAUCUCUCAAUCUCUCAAUCUCUGGAGCUAUACUAAAGGAAUGUCCUGAUUUUCCUCUGUCAGCUCUUAAAAUGUAAGACUGCUUCCUAGUUCUUGCUGUAAAUAGCUCAAUAGUCAUUAGGUGGAAAUAGUCCAUUAGGUUUUAAUGAUUGACAUUAAGCGUUGGUGAGUAAUUGAAAAAGUUUCAUUUGCCACCCAGCCUCUGGAGAUAUCAACCAAAGCCUUCAUCUCACCUUGCAGUCACAGCACAAACCUUUGGAAACUCAAGAAACUCAAGAGAAAGUUUUUUUUUUUUAAGUUAUUAAAAAUGAGUUUUAUUGUCACAUGAAAUGUGUUUUACAGGGUCAGCCAUAGUAGUACAGCGCCCCUAGAGCAAAUUACUCUAAUUUGGAAUACUGCUGCAUUAACAGUUGUUACUUUGCUCACAGCAAGUUCUUUCCAACUCUCAAAUCAAAUUAAUAAUUAAUUAAUUUACUGUGCUUUUAGUCAUUCAUUUGAAUCCUAUCCUAAAUAUCUCAGGAGUAAAUUUAAGAGUAACUUUUACCAGAAUGAUAGAUGUUUCUCCUGACCAUGCACUUUGAAUAACAACAAGCAUGUCAACUAUAAUGUAAUGUGUCUGUUAUUGGUCUGUCUGCAUGCGAGCACUUUAUUGUCAGUCUUUUUUCUUCUCACUGUAAAGGCAGUCUUUUUUCUUCUCACUGUAAAGGCAGUCUCUUUUUUUCUCACUGUAAAGGCAGUCUUUUUUUCUUCUCACUGUAAAGGCAGUCUUUUUUCUUCUCACUGUAAAGGAAGUCUUUUUUCUUCUCACUGUAAAGGCAGUCUUUUUUCUUCUCACUGUAAAGGCAGUCUUUUUUCUUCUCACUGUAAAGGCAGUCUUUUUUUCUUCUCGCUGUAGAGGCAGUCUUUUUUCCUUCUCACUGUAAAGGCAGUCUUUUUUCUUCUCACUGUAAAGGCAGUCUUUUUUCUUCUCACUGUAAAGGCGGGUCUUUUUUCUUCUCACUGUAGAGGCAGUCUCUUUUUUUCUCACUGUAAAGGCAGUCUUUUUUUCUUCUCACUGUAAAGGCAGUCUUUUUUCUUCUCGCUGUAACGGCAGUCUUUUUUCUUCUCGCUGUAAAGGCAGUCUUUUUUUCUUCUCACUGUAAAGGCAGUCUUUUUUCUUCUCACUGUAAAGGCAGUCUUUUUUUCUUCUCACUGUAGAGGCAGUCUUUUUUCUUCUCAUUGUAGAGGCAGUCUUGCUAGAGAUAAUGUUCUGUAUUUCUUUUGUUAUUUUUUUAAUCUUCUGUUUUUCAAGAUGAACACCUGGGUAGCCUUCUCACUAGCAGAGCAGCGUGAGUUUAACACUCAACAUCUCUUGCUACUGGGGUUUUGAAGGCUCGGAGGCCUUUGGAUAUAUGUGCAGGAGUGUACUACUGAAUAGGUGUGGUAGGAAGAACAGGAAAAUGUGUCUUUUGAGAUGAUGGUUGGUUGCAACCACAGAACAAAUGUGUGUUUUUGUUAGUGUUUGUCCCUGGAACAUAAUUUAAAGUGCAAGCUUUGUCCUUUCAGAGGUGACUUCUAAAAACCAAGCAGCCAGCGAGUGUUGAAACACAAUGCAAUGGCACAGAAUCUUUCUAGUUGUGCUGACUGAUGAUAAUAUUGCUGAUUGAUGACUAAGAUAAUGAUUAUGUUGACGAGGCUGAUCUGAUGUUUUCUACUGACUGCUGUCUCUGAAACUGGGAGCAUUUUGGGUCACAGGCGAAAUGAGAAACAUUUAUAGUGAUUUUGUUGCCGACACCAGUUCCAGUAUGCAGCUAAAAAAAAUGUUGGCUUCUAAUUUUAUGUUGAUGUAAAGAUAAAAAAAUAAAUAAAAAGUUCUGAAAUGCUCGAUCAAAUCAAUUCUUAUUGUGUCGUGUUAAAAAUGGACUCAAUCUUGUUUUUUUUGGAACGCCUACAAAACAAAACGGUCAAUACUGUCCGUUACUGUUGUAUACUGUUCUGUUGAAAUCUGAAUAUUAUGUCUAGUACUGUAGUUAUCCAGAACACGAAGUAGCAAUCAAGCAAUAAUUUAUAGUUAUAUACAGGUAUCUGUAUUUUAUGUUGUGUACUAAUUUCCAGAGUUUGUUGUCUCUGACUGUUACAACAGUACUUGCUUAUAUUUGUGUGGUAUGAUGGUCAUUCGUUUCACGUGAGAAAUACAUAAAGAACUAUUCUUAAAGA